GGGACCAUGACGCCAUCUCCCUCGUCGGCAAGAAGUGGUACCGGAUCGACACCAUCACCCACAAGCACAUCACCAUCGCCUUCUGCUACUCGGCUAGCCCCGAUCGCCUUCGCCAGCGGUUCCCUCGCCUGGAGUCGCUCAAGCUCAAGGGCAAGCCUAGGGCUUCAAUGUUUAACAACAUCAUUCCCGAGGACUGGGGAGGCUAUGCCGCCCCGUGGGCCACCGAGAUCACGGACUCAUUGUGCCUGAAGGCGAUCCAUUUCCGGAGGAUGGUUGUCAAGGAUGACGACAUUGGUGUUCUGGUUUGAGGCCGAGGGCACAUGCUUCAUUCCCUGAAGCUCGACAAUCCAUCAACCCAAUGCCUCAGCCUCGAUUCCGAUCUACAGAUGUCCCGAUCGCUUCUCAUUGUCUCUUGGAUCGAUUCGGAGAAAUCUAAAGGGGUUUCGGUUAGGGUUCCGAUUCCUAGGGUUUUGAUCGAUCCUGGUUCGGGUUCUGAGGUAAGGGUUAGGGAUGAUUGUAUUGAGAUUAAGAUGCAGCUGGUUCUUCCGGUGGAUCAUCCGGUUGCGUUGAGUAUGAGAGGGGUGCUUGGCGGUGAUGUGGAUUUGGAGAGGGUUCGCCCACUGGAGCUGGAUUCUGGUUGAAAAUGAAUUGCCUGAAAAAAUUGAAAGGCUUGUGAGAUGUGAAGCCUCUGCAUAUCAGAAACUUCUAAUGAAGAGGGUGGAAGAGAAUCUUGGGUCAAUUAGAAAUACAAAGGGUCGUUCUAUGCACAACACAGUGGUGGAGUUGCGUAAUAUAUGCAAUCAUCUGUAUCUCAGUCAACUUCAAGCUGAAAUGGUUGAUGGUCUGUUACCAAGACAUUAUCUGCCUUCCCUUGUGAGACUCUGUGGAAAGCUAGAAAUGCUGGACCAUUUAUUACCCAAGCUCAAAGCAACUGAUCAUCGGGUAUCUUAGAGUUUGAACAUGAUAAUUUAGUUAAUGUAGGAAAUGAACAUGAUAAUGUGCAUAAUGCGCAUUUAAUAUUCCCACUUUUGCUAUUCUAUUUGAUCCUACAGC
This is a messenger RNA of Asparagus officinalis (garden asparagus), 1053 nucleotides long. Its product is annotated as chromatin structure-remodeling complex protein SYD-like. The record is from RefSeq and is a predicted model, not a curated record. Lineage: Eukaryota; Viridiplantae; Streptophyta; Magnoliopsida; Asparagales; Asparagaceae. Gene Ontology annotation, molecular function: DNA binding; ATP-dependent activity, acting on DNA. The transcript is spliced from 5 exons. Gene Ontology annotation, biological process: positive regulation of transcription by RNA polymerase II. Gene Ontology annotation, cellular component: nucleus. The coding region runs from base 595 to 951 and encodes 118 amino acids.